CCUGCAACCAUCUUCCCGUAGGGACUCGGGGCGACUAACAUGGGGCCAAGCCCAAAUAAUCACAAUAAAACGAACAAAUAAUAUACAAUCAGAACAAAUCAGAACAGAUCUAUAUCCAUCCAUCCAUCUAUACUGACAUUCAGGAGCAAUCUUUAGAAUUCUGCGGUUUACAUCCAGACACGAUUGCUUCCACAUGGACAAUAAUAUGUUGCGUGUUCUAAAGUCUGCAAACCAAACAAUCUCUUUACAAUGGAUCAACCACAAAUAUAGCCUACCCACAAGCAUUGUGCAAUCACAUAUACAGUAGAGUCUCACUUAUCCAAGCUAAAUGGGCCGGCAGAAGCUUGGAUAAGCGAAUAUCUUGGAUAAAAAGGAGGGAUUAAGGAAACUCCUAUUAAACAUCAAAUUAGAUUAUGAUUUUAAAAAUUAAGCACCAAAACAUGUUAUACAACAAAUUUGACAGAAAAAGUAGUUCAAUAUGCAGUAAUGUUAUGUUGUAACGACUGUAUUUACGAAUUUAGCACCAAAAUAUCGUGAUAUAUUGAAAACAUUGACUACAAAAAUGGCUUGGAUAAUCCAGAGGCUUGGAUAAGCGAGACUCUACUGUAUUUGAAACUUGCUCUUCCUCUAUCCUUUAUUUCCCAUUUAACCAGACUGGGCCACAGCAAUGCGUGGCCGGGUACAGCUAGUGCUAUAUAACCCUGAGAGUUGUAGUUUGGAGUACGCUUUGAUAGUGAUGGGUUUAACUCCCGUGAAGCAACAAUAUCCAAUAUUCCACAGCUCUGAGCCAUAGCAGGGCUGCUGAAGGCUCCAACGCUGCUGGUGGGUAUGCAUUUCCACAUGUAGACACAGAACGGACCACAUACAACAAGAUCAAUUUAAACCAAAAAGUAGAUUUGUCCCCAAUACUGACAACAUUAUGAUCAAGGCAUUUGAAAAGGUAGUCACAAGAGACAUUGAAAGACUAUCUAGAUCAAAUAAUAGACGACACCCAAACAUGUCUAAAUCUGAAUUAGACAUCUUAAAUAGAUUAUCUACGAUGCCUGAACUUAUUUGGAAGCCCGCUGAUAAAGGUGGAGCCAUAGUACUACUAAAUGUAUCUGACUAUAUCACAGAGGUCAAUAAACAUUUGUCAGAUCACUCCUACUAUAAACCAAUACCAUCUGACCCCACCAAUAAAAUCAAAUCCUUGAUAAAAACUGUGUGUGCGGAGGGAUUAGCUUUGAACUAUAUUACUAUGCAGACGUUUAACUUUCUACAAAACCCAUAUCCCAGAAUCCCUGUCUUCUAUAUCUUACCUAAAAUACAUAAAGGUAUUAUACCCCCUCCAGGUAGACCUAUUGUAUCAGGCACAUCUUCAAUUUUAGAACCAUUGGUGAAGUAUUUGGAUUUUUUUCUUCAGCCUUUUGUCUCCAAAACUCAAGCCUACAUCAAAGACACCACUCACUUCAUUAAUAUUAUUGAAUCUUUACACAUUCCGAAACACUCUACUCUCAUGACCCUGGACAUUGUGUCCUUAUAUACCAAUAUCCCUUUAAAUGAGGCUAGGACUAUCGUAAAAGAUCUUUUUGAUUCUAGAACAUUACAAACACCACCCACACAUUUCCUUAUGGAUCUACUCGAUAUAGUUUUGGAAAAUAAUUAUUUUAGAUUUGAUGCGCAGUUUUAUUUGCAGACAUGGGGAAUAGCCAUGGGAAGUGCAAUGGCCCCCUCGUUAGCCAAUCUGUUUGUUGCACAGCUAGAAAUCGAUUACAUUUAUAAUCAAGAAAGGAAUCCCUGUUUAAAAGAUAUGAUUUAUUACGGGAGAUAUAUAGAUGAUAUAUUCACGAUUUUUUCUAGUUACCAGACAGCUGAACAAUUUAGUUCCUGGAUCAACACCAUUCACCCUAACAUUAAAUUUUCCAAAACCAUCAAGUCAACAGACAUAAAUUUUUUAGAUGUUUCUAUACACCAAGAUGAGAGAGGCCUGUAUGUAACUAAUUACUCUAAACCUACUGACAAAAAUUCUAUUUUGCAUUUCAAUAGCUACCAUCAUUAUUCACUUAAAGCCAAUUUGCCUUACUCUCAAUUUCUCAGAAUCAAGAGGAACAAUAGCAAGCCAGAUCAUUAUCUCUCAGCAGCCCAUUCUCUCAACAGUAAACUUAAAGCUAGAGGCUAUCCAGCUAAAAUACUACAACAGGCCUUUCAGAAGUCUCUACAAAUUAAUAGAAGUACAUUAUUGACAUACAAACCCAAACGACAACAGAACAGGAUAAUUUGUCCACUAACACUUACUACACAAACCCCACAUAUCCGCAAGAUCAUUAAUAAACAUUGGCACCUCAUACGGGAGAUCCCAGGAUGCAAAGAUAUACCUAUCAUAGCCCACAAACAAUCUAAAAAUUUAAAAGACAUUCUUAUUCAUUCUGACUUCAAAAAAUCCAAGGUAGAAUCCACAAGUAUUACAACAGGGAGUUUCAAGUGCGGUCAUUGUGAUGUAUGUUGCCUCACAUUUGACAUUAAGCAGUUUUUCCAUCCAUCAUUACACAUCAAAAUCAAUUUGAAAGAUUUUAUUACAUGCUCAACAGAAAACGUAAUCUAUGUUAUUCAGUGUCCUUGUGACUUGCUGUACAUUGGGAUGACCACUAGACCACUGAGAAUCAGAAUUCAAGAACAUCGUUCAAAAAUUAGAAGAGAAAGUCUAGAUUCCACUUUAUACACACAUUUUCAUGACAAAUCUCACCCAUAUAAUAGCUUUAAAUUUUUUGCUCUAGAGAAGUUACAUACUACUGCUUACACAGACAUUAGAACUGGUCUCCUCAGAAGAGAAACUUUUUGGAUUCACAAACUCAGAACAACCACACCUCAUGGUUUAAACGAUAGACUAGACCUCAGCUGUUAUCUGUAAUCUUAUAUUUAAACACUUAGAAAACUAUGUAUGACUGCUCGCGUCAUAGAAACCACAUUUCAGCAAACUGACACUGCGAAUCUAUAUACUGAAGCAGAGCAAUACAAAUAGAGCAGAGCCAACAAUAUACCAAUUGAAAACUAUUUGCUGCUUAUCCAUUGCCGCUUACCAGAAGAAGGACAACCGAAACUGGAGUAAGCCAGUAGUAAACGGACUAUUGCAAUCUACAGCCAGCUACUUAGAAACAGCAUUGUGUUCUCCUAGCUGGGGCUCUUGUUGACAACUACUCAGAAUCAACAUUCAUGCAGAGUUUGUUCCCCAGACUUGGGAGCUUACUCUUGAGAAACUGAACUGACUUCCAAUAGACUGUAAUUUCAAUAGAUAUGCUAUACAUUUGAUGUCAGCAACACAGGAUCUCAAAGAAUCAAAAGGACUUUUGGUCAAGCUUUUCAAUACCUGUGAAAUUAUUUUGCAAAGAUUGAAUGUGUUUAUAUUAUUAUUUUUGUUGCCAAAUUCAAUUGAAGUUUAAAUAGUGGAGACUAUUACAGUCUGGAAGAUACCACUGUGGAUUAUAACAGUUGACUGUAUAUAUCAUUUUCAUUAUUGUUGUUAACUCUCAGAUAAUAUUGUAUGUAUAUGGUGCUCUGAAUUACAUAGUGCAACUCAUGUUUUGAAA
Molecule: messenger RNA, 3563 nt
Organism: Anolis carolinensis (green anole)
Lineage: Eukaryota; Metazoa; Chordata; Lepidosauria; Squamata; Anolidae
Exons: 2
Coding region: 920-2887 (655 amino acids)
Source: RefSeq, a predicted model, not a curated record